AAGUGAUUCCGGUUUGUUCUUCUGUGGCUCUCUUUUAGAUCCGGAUUUUAAGUAAAUAUGGAUGAACAGAGUGAUGUAUUUUCUCAAUUAUUUGUGCGAUGUUUAGAAAGUGAUUCAGGAUCCUCGGAAGUUGAUUUGGAAAUUAUCUUGGAUGAUUUGUUGAAAUUGAAUUAUACAAAAAGGAUUUUUGCAAUAACAAGAACGAUCGCUGGUGAGGUGCUUUGUCAUUUUGCAAUAAAUACAAAACUGACUUCAACAAAAAAUGAGUUUCUUUUGAACAAAUAUUUCCAGUUAAUUGUACAACUAACUUCAAGCCAAGGAAUUGUACUUGAACCGCAUUCUGUCAACAAAUUGCUUGCUAUGCUUCAUGGAUUAUGGUCUUCAUGCAUGAAUAAUCCUGUCUCUCUGCAAUCAAUGUUAGAUGCUUUCGCAGCAGCUACGUACCAGAAUGGACCUCAUAUAUCUCCAGAGAAUAUGUCACAUCUACUCCAGCCAAGUGAUCAAUCCGUUCCCUCAAUUAUUAAAACCAAGUCUGUAGAUCUCGACAUCAGAAGAACGGCUGUUCAAUGUCUUGCUGGAAUCUGCCUAUUGUCUGAAUCCAACGAAACAUUAUCCGAUGAGAAUCUCGAAAUAUGUUUGAAAUUAUUUAUUUUUAUUUUGCAAGAUUUAUCAGUUGCUCCACCAUAUGAUGUUAUUAUGUGCAGGAUGAUUUUCUCUUUAUCAAAGGGCCUUCACAAUAUACUGAGUACGUCUUCUAGUAUCCAUAUGUCACAUAUUGGACCACUUUUAACUGUUUUAAAGAAAUUCAUGGUUUAUGGCCUCCCUGGCCUUUCUGACAGCACUUCAGAUGAGUUGCAGCCAAUUCCAAUUCCAGAGCUUUAUUCUUCGAAACAAGGAGAUGAAAAACAACAAGACACUCCACAGACAACACCAGCUAAAUCUCAUAUAAAAAAGAAGAAACGGAAACCUAAGACCAAAUCAAAACCGAGAGAGGUUGCGAGUCCUACGGGUGUUGUUCAAGGAAUUGAGCAAUUGAGUUUCGAUCAAGGUCAAAUGUCAGGGGUUAGAGGUCGUCCUUCAUGGAUUAGAGUCACAAGUUCAGAGUCUGAAUAUUCUGACACAGAAGGAGCACAAAGAGCUAAACUUCGAUCUUUCUUGAGUAAAAUUCGUCAGAUGUGUUUGAGUGUGUUGUAUCUUACAAUCAAGAAAACAGACAAACACACUAUGCUUGGUUACUGGUCUUCAUUUCUGCCAGAAUAUUCGUCGGUCAUGCAGAACGCUUCUUCAUUAUUUACUAGUUUUAGACAGGACUCUGCUCCUAAAUGUCGUGCUGCUGCUCUCGGAGUAGUGGGUGCUAUGCUUGAAGGCAGUCGUUGGUAUUUAUCGUUUGCAGCAGAGGAGACGGGGUCUCCAUCACAGCACGCAACGUCGUCGUUUGUACCAUUUUCUGUCUCUCUAGCGGCCUCCAUUCGAGAGAUCCAUAAACAAUUACUUUCAACUUCAAGCAGAGAACAAUCAAGCAUGGCUUUGACGCAGUUACUAAAGACACUUUCUACACUUGUGUCUAACACACCAUAUCGUAAAAUGAAACCGGGAUUGCUUGUUAAAGUUUCGUCGCAAGCCAGAUAUUUUUUAACAACAUCUCGAGAUUUGAAUGUCAAGGUUGCAAGUCUUGUUUUGUUGGGGGCUGUUACAUCAACAUCAGCUCCAAUGGGUGAAGUUGCAAGCAUUUUGACAGACUCCACACCACUGUAUGCAACAAGGCAAUCAAAUUCUGGCAACCAUACUCCUGUAUUGCCUACAUCUGGCAACCAUACUCCAGUGUUACCUACAUCUGGCAACCAUACUCCAGUAGAAAACAGGGAAAUAUCUGGCAACAGUGGUUUUGGAUCUUGGCUGAUUGAUCAAUGUGUGAUGAUUGCUACACAAACAAGAAGAGUGCCAGCACAAGGGUCUUCACAGUAUACUGAAGUGGACCAAUCAGAAGUUCCACUUCCUCUCAGAGUUGAAGCAUUACAGACAUUAACGAAGAUUACAAAAGGAUAUUUGCCUGUUGUUAAAGACUACAUAAAUACUAUAGGCGAUGUUGUUUGCCAAUGCUUAGAAGACUCAACACCACAGGUUCGUGUGAAUGCAGGAAAAUUACUUGAAGAACUGGGAAGCAGUUUGUUACAAAUGAUGAAAAGUUCGCCUUCAAAAGCUAUUGAAGAUGAGAGUCUCAAUCUAUGGAUUAAAGUACUUCAAGGCCCCUUACAAGCUGUCAUGCAGGAUCGUAGCAGUCCGGUGUUACAAGGCAAAGGAUGUGAUUCGUUGUCGAAUAUCGGACCUCUAGUGUUUCCAAGAUUACCGAAAAACCUUCAAAUAUUCUGUCUAACUCUGCUACUAGGAUUCACAUCAGAUGAGAACGCUCUUGUUCGAGCGCCCGCUGUUCGGGCUUUGGGCGUCUAUGUUAUGUUUUCUACAUUGAGAGAGGAUAUAGCGUUUUUAGAAGACGUCACGAAUGCCGUGUUACGACUUCUCGAGGAUCCGUUCCUAAUCGUUCGUGCGAACGCUGCUUGGUCACUCGGAAAUCUCACCGAUACUUUGGUUAUUAAUAAAGAAAUGCAUGGGGGGUUCACUGAUGAAUUCCAGUGUUCACUUUUGAUACGAAUGUUUGAGAAAGCAAUACAGGCUAUCAAUGAUAAAGUUAAGGUUGUCUUUAACAUGAUGAGAGUGCUUGGAAAUUUACUCAGAUUCUCUGACACAAAUUAUUUGAAGAAUCAAAAAUUUGAGGAAUUAAUGUUGAAGUCUACGAAUAUACUAGCUGAUAUGGUGGCUGGGGAUGUUAUGGUCAAGGUUCGAUGGAAUGCCUGUACCGCCUGCAGUAACUUUUUACGAAAUAAAGAGCUUCUCUUGGGUAACACCAAGUGGACAGAUCAUAUAUAUCAAGCACUGUGUAACAGUGUUACCUCCUGCAAAAAUUUCAAGGUUCGAAUCAAAGCUGCAUUGGCUCUUUCAACCCCGGUUAAGAGAGAUCAGUUUGGAUCAAUGUUUAGUGAAAUAUAUCGAUCUUUAAUCCAUGGGUUUGAAGAUAGUGACAUGGCUGCUAAUUUUACUGAGUAUAAGUUCAGAGAUACACUACAAGAGCAACUAUGUACAACAUUGGUUCAUUUGACGACAAUGAUUCGACCAGAGGACGUCCCAACAAUCUGUCGAAAUCUGUCCGGAAUAUCAGAGAACAUCAACCACCAUUUAACAAUCUACAGAGAUAAAUUAUUGUUGAAACUAGAAAAUGAUUUAAUUUCUAGCUCUGUUUCAGGUGAUCAGUCAAGCAUGACCGCAGACCCAUCUAAUCUACCAGCUGCAAAUAAUUACACAGAGCAGCCAGCAAUGGAAAAAAUAAAUGGUCAUACAAGCAUGACUUGUGACCAGUCAUCUGUGACCAAUGGCCAAGCUGUUGUUGUUAGCGACCCAGUUGAAGAAUACAUAGUUGCUAAGCAACUAUCGCCAAAACAAAAGCUUGAAAAUCUUCAAUUAGCUUGUGAUCUUAUAAGUAUUGUUACAAAUUCAGCACCUGAUCCAAAUGACAACUCGAUACAACCUUCAGAUAUCAGCAUAAACAAUAAAAUUUCCCAUGAUCCGAAUUUACUCUGUAAUUUGUUCAAAUUUACCGAAAAUGAAUAACAUAUUGUUUUUUUAGUGGUUCCUAGCCUUUUUUGUUAAUUACCUCCCUUUGGUUAUUUUGGAUCGCUUUAUCCCCCCCCCCCCCUCAAUAUGCAUAAAAAGUAAUUACUUUUUCAACCUUCGAUGGAGAUUUAGUUAGUAUUGUGCGUCAGUAGUACUCCUGCUUGUUUGCCGUUUGAAUGAUGCAUAAAUUACCAUUAUAGUGAUAACGAUAGAGAAUUAAAUUAGUAUUUGUACACAUACCAAGCAAAAUCCCCCCCCCCCCCAUGGGGAAAAAAUACUGGAAUUAUCCAAGUGGGGAAAUGUUGCUUUAGCUAAAAUCAAGUUUGAAUUUAAGAUUUUUUGUUCACUUCCCCUAAUACAUUUUUGUUACUGGUAAUUAAACCUAAGCUGCUACAAAUCUUUACUCCCCACUUUUUUAUGUCAAAGUUAGUACAAUUUCUCUCUUUUUUGCACACUGUAUAGUCUAAUUCCAUAGUGAAUGGAAAAGUAAGGAUGCUUGCUGGUUAGUUUUGAUUAUCCCUAUUUUUACUCAAUGUUCCUAAAAAUACUAUUUUUUUUUUGACAUUGUUCAGCCUUCAGAUAUGAAAGCUUCCCAUGGCCUAACUUUUUCAAACUUUUCUUAAAUUUUUUUUAAUUCAGUGGAUUAGCAUAUUUUCUGUUUUAGUUCAGAACUAUCAGCUUCUUG
Messenger RNA from Styela clava, 4351 nucleotides. NCBI's taxonomy places the organism in Eukaryota, Metazoa, Chordata, Ascidiacea, Stolidobranchia, Styelidae. The record is from RefSeq and is a predicted model, not a curated record.